AUGAUAAUAACCCCAGAGUACCAUACUAUACAUAAGACCAGCCCUUCUUCAGAUCUAUAUAAGACAAACCUUACUUCAGGUCACAAUAGGACCAACCCUUCUUCAGGUCCAAAUAAGACCAGCCCUUCUUCAGAUCUCAAUAAGACAAACCUUACUUCAGGUCCCAAUAGGACCAACCCUUCUUCAGGUCCAAAUAAGACCAGCCCUUCUUCAGAUCUUAAUAAGACAAACCUUACUUCAGGUCUCAAUAGGACCAACCCUUCUUCAGGUCCCAAUAAGACCAGCCCUUCUUCAGAUCUCAAUAAGACAAACCUUACUUCAGGUCGCAAUAGGACCAACCCUUCUUCAGGUCCCAAUAAGACCAGCCCUUCUUCAGAUCUCAAUAAGACAAACCUUACUUCAGGUGACAAUAGGACCAACCUUUCUUCAGGUCCAAAUAAGACCAGCCCUUCUUCAGAUCUCAAUAAGACCAGCCCUUCUUCAGAUCUCAAUAAGACCAACCCUUCUUCAGGUCCCAAUAAGACCAAUCCUUCUUCAGGUCCCAAUAAGACAAACCCUUCUUCAGAUCUCAAUAAGACAAACCUUACUUCAGAUCUCAAUAAGACAAACCUUACUUCAGGUCACAAUAAGACAAACCUUACUUCAGGUCACAAUAGGACCAACCUUACUUCAGGUUUCGAAAAGACCAACCCAUCUUCAGGCCCUAAUUUGUCCAGCUUAUGA
This is a messenger RNA of Limulus polyphemus (Atlantic horseshoe crab), 723 nucleotides long. Its product is annotated as sporozoite surface protein 2-like. The transcript has a single exon. The coding region runs from base 1 to 723 and encodes 240 amino acids. NCBI's taxonomy places the organism in Eukaryota, Metazoa, Arthropoda, Merostomata, Xiphosura, Limulidae. The record is from RefSeq and is a predicted model, not a curated record.